Myotis daubentonii (Daubenton's bat) is the source of this 4629-nucleotide messenger RNA. RefSeq names its product microtubule affinity regulating kinase 1 (gene MARK1). Gene Ontology annotation, molecular function: protein serine/threonine kinase activity; ATP binding. Lineage: Eukaryota; Metazoa; Chordata; Mammalia; Chiroptera; Vespertilionidae. The record is from RefSeq and is a predicted model, not a curated record. Gene Ontology annotation, cellular component: cytoplasm. Gene Ontology annotation, biological process: protein phosphorylation; intracellular signal transduction.
GCCUCCUCCCGGCUCGGCAGCGGCUCUGAGCGCGGACCCAGCCGGGACGGCCCCGCGCGUGGCUGCGGCACGGCCCGCGGGCGCCGCUCUCCCGGGCGGGGCGCGGGGCGCUGUCGGGGCCGCGCUUGCCGGGCCGCGAUCGGAGGCGCGAGUUCACCUUCGGCCAUGGCCCCGGGAGCCUAGCGGGGCCCGGACGCCGCCCCCGGCGCCUCUGCCCGCAGCGCCGCACCCGCCCGCCCGGAGCCCUCCCUCCCCGGCGCCCGCGUCCCCGGCGCCUCCGCGGGCAGCGCCCCCUCCCCUCCCCGCCCCGCGCGGCCUCUUCCCCGCUCCGCUCCGGGCCGCUGGUUGCACCGCCCGCGGCCUGCGGGAGCGCUGCGCCCGGCCUCGGCCCGCGCCUGCGCCCGCUUCCUGCGCCCCCGGAGCCCGCACUCAGCCCGGCCCGAGGGACCCCGGCCCGAUCCCGCCGCCCGCACAAAAUGUCGGCCCGGACGCCAUUGCCCACGGUGAACGAGCGGGACACGGAGAACCAUACGUCUGUGGAUGGAUAUACCGAACCGCACAUCCAGCCGACCAAAUCGAGUAGCAGACAGAACAUCCCUCGGUGUAGAAACUCCAUUACGUCCGCAGCAGACGAACAGCCUCACAUUGGGAAUUACCGUUUACAAAAAACAAUAGGGAAGGGGAACUUUGCCAAAGUGAAAUUGGCAAGGCAUGUUCUAACUGGGAGAGAGGUUGCUGUGAAAAUAAUAGAUAAAACUCAGCUAAAUCCUACCAGUCUACAAAAGUUGUUUCGAGAAGUACGAAUAAUGAAGAUACUGAAUCACCCUAACAUAGUAAAAUUGUUUGAAGUUAUUGAAACAGAGAAGACCCUCUAUCUAGUCAUGGAAUACGCAAGUGGGGGUGAAGUAUUUGAUUACUUAGUUGCCCAUGGAAGAAUGAAAGAAAAAGAGGCCCGUGCAAAAUUUAGGCAGAUUGUAUCCGCUGUACAGUAUUGUCAUCAAAAGUGCAUUGUUCACCGUGAUCUUAAGGCUGAAAACCUUCUCCUUGAUGCUGACAUGAAUAUUAAAAUUGCUGACUUUGGUUUUAGUAACGAGUUUACAGUCGGGAACAAAUUGGACACAUUUUGCGGAAGCCCCCCCUACGCCGCUCCCGAGCUCUUCCAGGGGAAGAAGUACGACGGGCCCGAGGUGGACGUGUGGAGCCUGGGCGUCAUUCUCUACACGCUGGUCAGCGGCUCCCUGCCGUUUGACGGCCAGAAUCUGAAGGAACUUCGGGAGCGAGUCCUACGCGGGAAAUACCGCAUCCCCUUCUAUAUGUCCACCGACUGUGAAAACCUUCUGAAGAAAUUAUUAGUGCUGAAUCCCAUUAAAAGAGGCAGCUUGGAACAAAUAAUGAAAGAUCGGUGGAUGAAUGUUGGUCACGAAGAAGAAGAACUAAAGCCGUAUACUGAGCCUGAACCAGAUUUCAAUGACACGAAAAGGAUCGAUGUCAUGGUCACCAUGGGUUUCGCACGAGAUGAGAUAAAUGACGCCUUAAUAAAUCAGAAAUAUGAUGAAGUCAUGGCUACUUACAUUCUUCUAGGUAGAAAACCACCUGAAUUUGAAGGCGGUGAGUCAUUAUCCAGUGGAAACUUGAGUCAGAGGUCGCGGCCCAGUAGUGACCUAAACAACAGCACCCUCCAGUCCCCCGCUCACCUGAAGGUCCAGAGGAGCAUCUCGGCCAAUCAGAAGCAGCGGCGCUUUAGCGAUCAUGCUGGUCCAUCCAUCUCCGCGGCCGUAUCGUACACAAAGAGGCCUCAGGCCAACAGUGUGGAGAGUGAGCAGAAAGAGGAGUGGGACAAGGACGGGGCAGCGCGCAAACUCGGCAGCACGACCGUGGGCUCGAAGAGCGAGGUGACCACCAGCCCGCUCGUGGGGCCGGAGAGGAAAAAGGCGUCCACCAUCCCAAGCAACAACGUAUAUGCUGGAGGAAGCAUGGCAAGAAGGAACACGUAUGUCUGUGAAAGGACCACAGACCGCUACAUGGCCCUGCAAAAUGGAAAAGACAGCAGCCUCACGGAGAUGUCGGCCAGCAGCUUGUCUUCUGCCGGCUCCGCCGUGGCCCCUGCUGUCCCCUCGGCUCGGCCCCGCCACCAGAAGUCCAUGUCCGCCUCCGGUCACCCGAUCAAAGUCACACUGCCAACCAUUAAAGACGGCUCCGAAGCUUACCGACCCGGGACCACCCAGAGAGUGCCUGCCGCGUCCCCGUCUGCCCACAGUAUUAGUGCCAGCACCCCAGACCGAACCCGCUUUCCCCGCGGCAGCUCCAGCCGCAGCACCUUCCACGGGGAGCAGCUCCGGGAGCGGCGCAGCGCUGCCCACGCCGGGCCCCCCGCGUCUCCGUCCCACGAAAGCGGGGCCUUUGCCCACGCCCGGCGGGGCACGUCCACCGGCCUCAUCAGCAAGAUCACCUCCAGAUUCGUUCGCAGGGAUCCAAGUGAAGGCGAAGCCAGUGGCAGAACAGACACCUCAAGAAGUGCAUCCGGGGACCCGAAAGAGAGAGACAAGGAAGAGGGGAAAGACCCCAAGCCACGCUCUCUGCGCUUCACCUGGAGCAUGAAGACCACGAGCUCCAUGGACCCCAAUGACAUGAUGCGAGAGAUCCGGAAAGUGUUAGAUGCAAACAACUGCGAUUACGAACAGAAGGAGAGGUUUUUGCUCUUCUGCGUCCACGGAGAUGCCCGGCAGGACAGCCUCGUGCAGUGGGAGAUGGAAGUGUGCAAACUGCCCCGGCUGUCGCUGAACGGGGUCCGCUUCAAGCGCAUCUCUGGAACGUCGAUUGCCUUUAAGAACAUCGCAUCUAAAAUAGCCAAUGAGCUCAAACUGUAAAGGACCUCCGCUUGGCAGGAUCAGGGAAGACACAUCCGAAUGAGGUACAGUUCUCGAGUGUACUGGGUAAUGCCUAACGCGAUUGGCCUGUGAAUCACCCAUGUAGAAUUUGCCCUUAACACGAUAAGGUUAUACAUAGUUAUGAACUGUAAAAUUAAAGUCAGUAUGAACUAUAAUAAAUAUCUGUAGCUAAAAAAAGUAGGUUCACAUGUACAGGUAAGUAUAUUGUGUAUUUCUGUUCAUUUUCUGUUCAUAGAGUUGUAUAAUAAAACAGAUGAUUGCUUCAAAACUUGUAUAGUUGUCUAGAUUUCUGCACAUAAAUGUGCGUUUGAUGCUCUGAGUUGAAAAUAUUCUUCCCUGUUAUUUACAUUCUGGUGGGUUUUUAAAAUUCUUACCUCCAUCAUGUAAUUUUGAAGGUAAUUGUGUCCAGAAUUGAAAGUGCACAGAAGUAGUCUUUACGAUUGUAGCAUGGACUUUUAAAAAAUUAUUUUCAAGUCGUAUUGAAAUUGAAACCAGAAGCUGAUCCCUAGAUCGGCUUUAUUCCACACAAAAUUAUUCCUGCUUAUCUUUGCUCUUAUCCUUGUUACCAGACAAGGUUUAGUUGAGAAGUUAUGACAUGUUUACAGUGUUGGCACUUAGAGUUUUUAAAAUAGAGUCCAUGAAAAUAAGUUAAAGCUUUGCCUCGAGCUAACUAAGAAGUACUGAGGGGAAGUGAAAACCUACAUCCAAUGUCUUUUGAACUUGAAAGUGUUUUCUGACCCUCUGCUCCUCGUAGCAGCAAAAUGAAAACGAAUCAAUCCCUUAUCUGGCUAGUAUAGCGCAAUAGGUUUGCUGCCUUCCCAAUAUCGCAGUGUCCUUGUGGGAAUAUAAUAAUAGCGACUGUUUCAUAGCACAACUCAUCUUCCCAGUGUUGGUCAGUGCAUCAGUUAGGAAAUAAUGCCACCUCAGGAAUUCACUGGCAUUGGGGACGUUUGCCUCCUUCGCCCUCAUCCUCUCCAUCCCCCCCCCCCCCCCCGACACAGUGGUAUCUGUGAGUCCUUAGGAGACUGUGGAGCAAAAUAUACUAUUUAUAACAGCAUAUUUUUGAUUUACGCUCAUGUGGUUGUUCAUUUGGUUCCCACGUAACCUCUCUGUUUUUACGAUUUUGCCAGAUUUCUUGUAUUUAUUCCACCUCGUUAGGCCUAUAACGCGCGGCUUUGUAAUCAGGCGUUUGCCUAGAUUCCUUUCAUAAUGAAUGAUCCCUGCGAUGUAAAACCACUAGUAAAGGUACAUUUUAACACUCGUUACUUGAUACGGAAUUAGCCUUGGAGGUUGACUGUGCAAUGUUAUUGAAUGUUGUAAUGACUGUACUAUCUUCCUACGGGCCCCCUCCGCACACUCCGGAGGCAUAGAAAGUGUAUUCAGAUCUUCCGAGUCUGCAGAACACGACAGCUGUGAUAAAUACUGUAAUUCCAACCUACAUGAGACGGCUCUCGGUAGGGGACGUGCCAUUCAUUCCCGUGGCUUCCAGACUAGGGUGGGUUUUACCGUCUGUACUGGACUGUGAUGCGGCUCUCUUCUGUACGGUUCUGUUCGAACACCAAGUGUAUUUUUUUUUUUUUUGCCUUAGCCAAGGGUGGUGUUUGGAAAACAACUGUUUAGCCCCUUUUUAACCUCGUGUUCAUUCCAGACAAUUGAUGCAAAUUCCUCUCACUUCCACUGGUGCACACUGAAAUUUUACUUGAACAGUUCUCAUAAUAAAGCACUCGUCUUUUGCUCUUUA